Molecule: messenger RNA, 2048 nt
Organism: Tigriopus californicus
Lineage: Eukaryota; Metazoa; Arthropoda; Copepoda; Harpacticoida; Harpacticidae
Gene: PGAP3
Product: post-GPI attachment to proteins factor 3-like
Exons: 1
Coding region: 136-1122 (328 amino acids)
Biological process (GO): GPI anchor biosynthetic process
Cellular component (GO): endoplasmic reticulum membrane
Molecular function (GO): hydrolase activity, acting on ester bonds
Source: RefSeq, a predicted model, not a curated record
AGUCAUUUUGGUCUCUCCACCAAUGCGAGGUGGUAGCUAAACUCGCCGCUAUCAAGACCUUUAAGAUCGAUCGAGAAGCCCUAAAUGGACCUAGUAUUACUCUUGCUGGCUGCAGUGCAGAAAUAAAGUGCCACCAUGGAUCCAAAGACCAAGUGUGUUUUAGUUCUAACUUUUCUCGCCGUCUAUUCUUCAUAUGAUUUGGUGUCAGCCUCCAGGGGUGAUGGAUCAGGAUUCCAGAAGCGUUGUCUUAGCUCUUGCUUUGCCUUGAACUGCUCCACACCUGAUCGAAUCGAAGUGUUUCAUUCAAAUCAACCUUUAUUCGAACAUUGGCUCCAAUGGUCCUGCCAGGAUGAGUGUCGAUAUACGUGCAUGUGGGAGACAGUUGAAGCCUUCCAUCGACUAGGCGAAAAAACGCCCCAAUUCCAUGGGAAAUGGCCUUUUAAACGAAUAUUCGGUGUGCAAGAGCCAGCCUCGGCCUUCUUUUCGGUUCUGAAUUUCCUGCCCCAUGCCAUCUUAUUGCGAAGGUUCCGCAGAAAAAUCAAUUCCUCCACAAGGAUGUAUCGAGUAUGGUGCUUGUAUGGGAUCGUUUCAAUGAACACGUGGCUUUGGUCGACUGUGUUCCAUACUCGAGACUUUGAUUGGACGGAGAAAAUGGAUUACUUUUGCGCAUUUUCGAUCGUCACUUACUCUUUGAUGGCCUUCAUUCUUCGAUUGUGUGGACCAAAUUGGAACUGGACAUCCAAUGCUGCUUGUGUCGCUUGUCUAGCUAUGUUCGUUAAUCACAUCUACCGAAUGGCUUUCGUUAAAUUUGAUUACGGUUACAACAUGACCUUGAACGUGGCUGUUGGGGCUGCAAACUCCUUGUGUUGGAUUGCAUGGAUCAUUUGGCAUUGGAACACAAAACCACAUGUGAAAAAUGCCCUCAUCUCUGUCUUACUACUUAACGGUACGAUCUUAUUGGAGUUAUUAGAUUUCCCUCCACUGCUUUGGUCUUUUGACUCCCAUUCCCUAUGGCACCUCUCAACCGCCCCAAUUCAUUGGUUUUGGUACAAAUUCAUAACUGCCGAUUGUCUUGAUCUUCAAGCCGAUCUUCAGGCCGAAAAUAAAAAGAAACUCGUUUGAUGAAACUUGUAAUUAAAACUUAAGUUCAUUCCUCCUGGUUUCCAUCCAUUCAUAUUUGCCUUACUUGGAUGGUUAUUAGGAUCGAAUCUUCUCGCUCAGGAGGCUUUUCACCAACUUUACUACAACCGCGGGUAGUUCGAGAACCUCAUCCAAGACCAAAUUGAAGACUUUCGCCUCAGCCUGUGUGAUGUCGCUCCAAUUGUUGCAUUUACCCAGCCAAACCAGCAUCUCGGUUAGAAGUACCUCGCAACGAUCUUCUUGUCGCCAUCCUUGGGUUACCAUGGCUUGAGCCAAUCCUUCUCGAAAUUUGACGACCACCAUCAACAAAUGCAACACGUGGGCUCUACUUUGACCGUCGCAAGGGAUCCGGCGUACUUGAAUCUCCAGGAUAUUUAACCCAGCCUCAAUGGUGCUACCUAAUUGGGCUUCAGGGAGAGCGAAUAGCUCUUCCCACAUGAAAUUAGGCAGACCCAACUGGUCUUGGGACCCCGGGAGAUCAGGAGAUGUUAUCGAUUCGUUGAACCGCGAUAUCCAUGGCCUCGCGUGUUUAAUAACGGCCUCGACGCGAUCUUUGGCCCGUCUCUCAGCCAAGUCAGUCUCCUCCAGUUGUCGCAGAAGUUCCGCCCGUUUUUGACGGCAAUUUCGGGCAGUCUCGUGGGCAUGACGUACCGGCGUUAGUUGGCUAAUUUCUUGGGACAAAAUUGUGCGGAUGUGUUUUUCCAAUGCAUUCGAGGUGACAGUAUCACUGUUGUUGUUUUCUGUGACCACUGAAGCAGAGGGGGACGCCAUGCUCGACGUUGAGGAAGAAUCGCCCAUUCUAAAACCAUUCGAUGGCGACUGUUCACUUAGUUUUUUGCUGCUGGCGAUGAGAUGUCACUGUUUCCAUUAUUCCUUUUUGGAUAAAUAAAGGGCUUCAGCGCACAGAG